Messenger RNA from Lutzomyia longipalpis, 839 nucleotides. RefSeq names its product clathrin light chain (gene Clc). Gene Ontology annotation, biological process: clathrin coat assembly; intracellular protein transport; clathrin-dependent endocytosis. The transcript has 6 exons. Gene Ontology annotation, cellular component: postsynaptic endocytic zone cytoplasmic component; synaptic vesicle membrane; clathrin coat of trans-Golgi network vesicle. NCBI's taxonomy places the organism in Eukaryota, Metazoa, Arthropoda, Insecta, Diptera, Psychodidae. The coding region runs from base 81 to 710 and encodes 209 amino acids. The record is from RefSeq and is a predicted model, not a curated record. Gene Ontology annotation, molecular function: structural molecule activity; clathrin heavy chain binding.
ACUAAACGUCAAAACUGACACGGGUGACGCAGAAGAAAAUUUUCCUUUUGUUUUUUGAGUGCAAAAAUUCUUGGAAAAUAAUGGAUUUUGGUGAUAAUUUCGAUCAGCAGGACGUUGAUCCGGCAGCAGAGUUCCUUGCCCGUGAACAGAACGCCCUGGCGGGGCUCGAGGAUGACCUCAAUCCACCACCAGCUCAGCCAAAGACAGAACCUGACAAUGGCACACUGGAGUCAUCCGAGAGCUUUGAAAUGAUCAAUAACAUUGAGUCUCACGAGCAGACUAACGUCAAUGAAGAUGAGUCAAACGAUUUCGAAAUAAGCUAUCGCUCAGCUAAACCACCGAUGGAGGAGCCGGAGAAGAUCAAGAAGUGGCGUGAGGAUCAAAAGAAGCGCCUCGAGGAGAAGGAUCGUGAGGAGGAGAAGAAGAAGGAAGAGCUGAAGCAGCAGGCUAAGAAGGAACUUGAGGAUUGGUAUAAGCAACACGAGGAAUCCAUCACGAAGACAAAGUCCUCGAAUAGGGAGUCAGCCAAGAAUGCCGAGAAGAACUUUGUGGCUGAAUCGACGGAAAUUGAGCCAGGGACGGAAUGGGAGAGAAUUGCCAAGUUGUGCGAUUUUAAUCCAAAAGCCAGCAAGACAAGUCGCGAUGUCUCCCGGAUGCGUUCAAUCAUUCUUCAGCUGAAGCAAAAUCCUGUCACCAUUAAACGUGAAUAAAUAAAAAUAAUUUGCAUUCCUCUCUGCUGGGACAGGAAGAAGGAGGAGCCCCUUUCCGGCAAUCAUUCUUGAUGAGCGUUAUUGAAUAAAUUGAAUAUUUUGGAUUUAGAAGAGAAUUCCAAGAUGAAA